GGUAGAGAUUUUGAAUCUCCUGUGCUGUGUUGCCGUAGGAUGAUUCGCUUGCCUUGGCGCCUGGGCUGAAUUUUUGCCGGAGGAGUUUUUGCAGAAGAGCUGCUAUUUUUGAUGGGGCUUCUCCUCACAAAUCAGUGAGCCGGAAGAAGAAACUUUCCCAAUAGGAGCAGGAAUUUUUGUGGCUGCGGCGCUCUGUUCCAGAAGGCGGCACCUUUAUCUGCUUGCCACCGGUGUUCGUUUUACCUUGGCAGAUCCAGGGAACACCGGAUUUCGUUUGAUUUCGCCUUGAAUUUUUGACCCGAUCGAAAAGGCUUCCGGGACAUUUUUGCUGGUCAUGGCGGCCAUGGGGCUGGGCCGAUUCACCCACUGGCUGUGGCCGGGCACGGCGGCGCGGGUGGCCAGCCACGAGCUGCCCGGCACGGGCCUGACGGGCGCCUCCUUCCCGGACUUCCCAUCCGGCUUCCGGGAGCCGGACGCCGUCACCUUCUCGAGCGCCGCCGCAGGCGGCCGCCGCGGGCGGCAGCGGAGGGCCAGGAGCCAGCGCCGCGGCCGCGGGGAGUGCAGGGUCGACAGGGAGUACGACAUGGUCGUCGUGCCGUCCGACGGCGGCGGGUGCCUGUCCGGGUCGGAGUCCGACGACUCCGACUGGUCCAUCGGCUGGCUCGAGCCGCAGGCGCCGGAGAUGCAGACGGACGGUGACCCCGAGACCGGCUUCGCCGUCCUCGUGCCCUGCUACCGCCGCGGCCGCGCCGAGCAGCCCAGGGCGCCCGAGGGCCGCUUCCUGGGCGCUGGCGCUCUCGCCGACGGACGCCUCUCUGAUGGAAAGAAUUUUGUAGAGCAGUGGCUUUCUUCUCUUCAGAACUGAUAUCUGGAAUCCCUCUCUGUUACGCUGUAUAUAUCAUUGCACCGUAUCAUUCUACUAUGUUUCUCUAUCCCCGACGCAAAAUAUAUCGAUGAAGGAAGACAUCAAAACCCUCCCAAAAAAAUUAGAAAACGACAAAAGAACAAAAAGAGGAGCAGUGGAAUUUUGAAGCAGCACUGAACGGGUUUGUCCUUCCGGAGGUUUCAAGGCUAAUUUUAUUCAUUGCAAAGCAAGGCAAAUGCUGAACAAGACCAGCUGCGCUGUGCGUCGUAGAAGAUACAUAUCUCAUAGAUAUGCUUGUUAACCAAUCUACGGCGAUAUUGUAGAUAUUAUAUGCUACCCCAUCGUUAAUUUUGUCCCACUUCAUCUGGACCCCGGCCCUGCUACUGGCCUGUAUAUAUGGUGUCAUUGGGUGUGUGUAUAUAUAGCUGCAGAUGUGCAGUUUCUCAGUGUGUGUGUGUUUAUCAGUGGUGUUUAUGUAGAUUGGGACUGAACUGCUCCUUGUGAAUUCAGCUGUAUAUAGAGCUUUUGUGUUCA
Messenger RNA from Lolium perenne, 1399 nucleotides. RefSeq lists its product as uncharacterized. The record is from RefSeq and is a predicted model, not a curated record. NCBI's taxonomy places the organism in Eukaryota, Viridiplantae, Streptophyta, Magnoliopsida, Poales, Poaceae.